AAAAAAAAAAUUUCUAUAUGCAGUAAAUUCGACAACACUAAACAUUCAUUAGAAAUUUUUGAUAUCUAUGAUAAUCUAUAUGAAAUCUUUUGUGCUCGAAAUAAAACUCAUUCCAUCAGCUGACUUCUUUUAGGUUAUAAUUAUAACCAUACUUUUUGUCUUUAUAGGAUUUUUAAAAAAUUUUUCUAAUUCCAUAAAUCUUCAGAAUGGACAAUAUUGAAUAGACUAUUACAAUUUGAAUAUCAACUAAUCGACAGAGAUUAACAUCAUUGUAUCGUCAAUAAAUUGAUUAUAAUCAUCACGUGAUCUGCAUCAUCUCUUUUUCUCUGCUGUUACCUUUAUUGCAGUUAUCAACCUGAAGCUCUACAGGAGAUUUUGUGUUAAAAAAUCAACGUUACUGGACGUAUACGUCUUACCAUUUGUAGUUUGAUCAAUUCUUUUAUAUACCAGAAAAAGAAGAGUGCUGCAGUUGAACAAACCCAAACCGACUUCAGUCAACUAAGAAAAAAUUAAUUAAUUAAAUAGCUUUAUUAAGGUUCAAACAAAGAACUUCGGGUUCACAUCGAACAGAUUUGUUGAAUUAGUGAAGAAGAAUCAAAAGAUAUUAUUGUAAAAAAUGCAUGGAGAUAAAGACGUCGAUAAACCGAAGAGCCACCGUGCGAGGCAAUCUGGUGUUAAGGCUGACAAGAAAAAGCUGAAGGCCAAGAAAGAUUCUAUUCAAAGGGAAUCCCAUAUAACAGCUCGACAGCGGAAUCCCAAAGCAUUUGCCAUCAAUUCGGCCCAAAAGGCCGAACGUAAUUUUCGGCGCAAAGAAGACUUGACUACUAAAAAACAGCAUAUACCUUUAGUGGAGCAAAUGCUCGACAAACCUCCUCCUAUACUAAUAGGUGUUGUAGGACCACCAAAAGUCGGCAAAACUACGUUAAUAUGUAAUUUGAUAAGGAACUUCACGAGAACCAAUGUAAGCACUACGCAGACGCAAAUCAAAGGUCCAAUAACAAUGGUAACCUCGAAGAAGCGGCGAAUAACGCUUUUAGAAUGUAAUAAUGACAUUAACUCCAUGAUUGACGUGGCCAAAUGUGCAGAUUUGGUACUAUUAUUGUGUGAUGCCAGUUACGGCUUUGAAAUGGAAAUUUUUGAGUUUUUAAAUAUUUGUCAAGUGCAUGGGAUGCCUAAAAUUAUGGGUAUUCUUACACAUUUAGAUAUGAUAAAAAAUCCGAAACAACUGCGCAAGAGGAAAAAGGACUUAAAGCAUCGCUUCUGGACUGAGGUAUACGAUGGGGCUAAGCUUUUUUACUUAUCAGGCUUGUUGCAUGGCGAGUAUUUGCGAAAUGAGAUCAAAAAUCUUGGACGAUUUAUAUCAGUCAUGAAAUUCAGACCAUUGCAGUGGCGUGGAGCUCACAGCUAUGUAUUGGUAGAUCGUGUCGAAGACAUAACCAAUACUGAAAUGCUACGAAGCAAUCCAAAAUGUGACCGAAAUGUCGUUCUGUAUGGUUACGUUAGAGGGGUACCGCUGAAACAAGAACAUAUGGUUCACAUUGCAGGUUUAGGAGAUGUUCGUAUCGAUGAACUGACUUGCAUAUGUGACCCUUGUCCAUUACCCGGUUUCGAGAAAAAGCGUUCUUUGCUGGAAAACGAACGCUUGCUUUACGCACCAAUGUCUGGCAUCGGUGGCAUUGUGUAUGACAAGGAUGCAGUUUAUAUUGAGUUGCAAGGCUCACACAGUCAUAAGCAAAAAAAUGUAGCAUCUACCGAGCAAGAAGAAUUGAUGGGAAAGCUAAUCGAGAAGAAACAAACAGUAGAUAAGUUAGUGGAUGAACAGGAAUUUCGAUUAUUUUCAGAUGGACAAGUCAUUAAGUCGAAGGAUUUCAAAGAGAACGGUUACUAUGAUAACGACGAAGAUGUUGGAAGUGGUGAUAAAGAAGAGAAUGAUUCUGGGGUCGGUAACAAUGAGGAGGAUACUACUGAUAAAGAAUUUCUUCAAAACGACUGGUGUAGUGGUAAUGAUGAUGACGACGACCAGCAAAUAAAUAAGAAUUCAGAAGAGUCAUCUGACGAUGAUGAUUACCAAGAUUUUGACAGUACCAGUAGAUCUGGAGAUGCUGAUGACGAUAAUGAUGCGAUUAUAGCCGAUAGCAUGAAGUGGAAGGAAAAUUUAACUGAAAAAGCAAGGGAAGAUUUUAUGCAACGUCAUUUGGAAUCAAAAAAUUUAAUGCGCCUGGUGUAUGAAUGUUAUAUUCAGAAAGAACCAAAAACGGCUGAAGCAGAACAAAAAGAGAAAGAUUUCGAGGACGAAAGUAAUGGUACUUUCAAAUUGGUAGCAAAAAAGCAAAAUGAAUUGCAGAAAGAAGGGGAUAUAUGGGAUAAAGAGGAGAAUUGCUUCUUCAAUGAGAAUCCAGGUAAUGUACGAAACUGGCUGGAUGAAGAUAACAGACAAUUUGUUAAGAACUGUUUCGUUACUGGAAAAUGGAAAGCAUCAGAAGACGCUCAGACCUUGUUGCGUUUAGAAGACAUGAGCGACGCUGAAAGCGAAACGUACGGAGACUUUGAAAAUUUGGAAACGCAUGAAAAACAAAGUGGUAAGUCUCCGAACCAGAAUGAAAACCAACAAGAUGGUUCGAGUAUUUUGAAACGUAAGGAAAGAGGGGAGUUGAACCGAGCAGAAGAAGAAAAUCUUACCAAAGCUGAAUUAAUGGCUAAAAAGUUGAAAUUGAAGGCUAAAUUUGAUGCAGAAUACGACCAAAAAGACGAAAAAUUAGAUGAUGGUCGAAUUAUUGGGGAUCAUGCUUACUAUGAUGAAUUGAAAGCUGAAACACAAAAACAGUCUGAAAUUAACAAAAGUGAAUUCGAGCAUUUGGAUGAAGACUUGCGAAUUCAAAUCGAAGGAUACCGAGCUGGUCUCUACGUGCGCUUACGUUUCAAAAGCCUUCCUGCUGAAUUCAUACAACACUUUGAGUCUAGCUAUCCUCUGUUACUCGGAAGCCUUAAUAUGAUCGAAGAAAACGUGGGGUACGUCAAUUGUAAAGUGAAGAAGCAUAGGUGGUACAAAAGGAUUUUGAAAUCAGGAGAUCCAAUUAUCAUAUCAAUGGGCUGGCGACGCUUCCAAACUAUAGCUGUAUAUGCAAAAGUGGAAGACAACUUCAGACAUCGAUUUUUAAAGUAUACUCCUGAACAUGUCACGUGUAGUAUGACAUUUUGGGGCCCCAUCACGCCACAGAAUACCGGUUUCUUAGCUUUACAAACAAUGCGUUACGACCAGGAGGAAUUAAAGAGGAUUGGCUUCCGUAUUGCUGCCACAGGGUGUGUAAGCGAGUUGGAUAAGACUUGUCAAAUAAUGAAAAAAUUGAAACUCGUUGGGCAUCCCUUUAAAAUAUAUCGCAAAUCUGCCUUCAUCAGAGGUAUGUUUAACAGUCAGCUAGAAGUGGCAAAAUUCGAAGGAGCUCGUAUCAAGACCGUUUCUGGGAUAAGAGGACAAGUAAAGAAAGCUCACCACACACCUGAGGGCUCAUUUCGUGCUACUUUUGAAGACAAAAUCCUGCUAAGCGAUAUUGUGUUUUGUCGUACGUGGUAUCGGUUCGACGUUCAUCGUUUUUAUGCUCCUGUUACAACGUUAUUACUGCCGGCAGAGCAAAAACUGCAUUGGCAAGGAAUGAAAACUUUAGGACAAUUAAAACGGGAACGUCAGAUAAGAAAUAAAGCUAUUCCUGAAAGUCUCUAUACCGAGAUUAAACGCGAACCCAAAGCUCUCAAACCUUUAGUUAUACCCAAAGCUUUACAAAAAGCUCUGCCUUAUAAAGAUAAACCCAAAUUUGGCCCUUUGAACCCGAAACGAAAAGAAGAGUCUGUCGCUAUUAUACGAUCUCCUUACGAGCAAAAGGUAGCGAAACUUAUGAAGAUGAUCGAGACAAAUUACCGAGAGAAACGCAACAAAGAUCACCAAGAAACCAAACAGCGCGUUAAAAAAUUUAAAGCAAAGCGACGAGCCGAGGAAGCCUCGAAAUUCAAGCGACAAAAAGAACUGCGUAAAAAAAUAUCAAAAGCUAUAAGUAAAAUUCGUAGCAAACAAAAGAAGAGAUAG
Molecule: messenger RNA, 4078 nt
Organism: Glossina fuscipes
Lineage: Eukaryota; Metazoa; Arthropoda; Insecta; Diptera; Glossinidae
Product: ribosome biogenesis protein BMS1 homolog
Exons: 3
Coding region: 617-4078 (1153 amino acids)
Biological process (GO): ribosome biogenesis; maturation of SSU-rRNA from tricistronic rRNA transcript (SSU-rRNA, 5.8S rRNA, LSU-rRNA); endonucleolytic cleavage of tricistronic rRNA transcript (SSU-rRNA, 5.8S rRNA, LSU-rRNA)
Cellular component (GO): nucleus; 90S preribosome
Molecular function (GO): U3 snoRNA binding; GTPase activity; GTP binding
Source: RefSeq, a predicted model, not a curated record